AUGGCUACCAACCUGCCAUCAGACAGCCUUCCAUCAGAGCAGACACCAUCACUAUCAUCCCAGGAAAGGAAUUCAGAAAAACCAGACUACAACCCUGAGGUUUGGCACUUGAAGUUCAGAGCUUUUAUGCCCUCUGAGCAGUUGGACCCCAUCCAGGAUCUGAAGAGGAUCUCUGAGCUAUGCUAUCAAUGGCUGAGACCAGAUCUGAAUAGCAAGGAGGAGAUGCUGGAUCAACUGGUGUUGGAGCAGUUCAUGAUCUCCAUGCCUCCAGAACUGCAGGCCUUAGUGAAGGAGAGCAGAGUGAGGAGCUGCAAAGAGUUAGAGAAGCUGCUGAGGGAUGGUGGGAAACCACAACAUUGGUCCAUAAUCCGCUCCCAAGGACAAUUAUACCUCCUUCAGGAUCCCGUUGUUGGGAAGGCAGAGGCCAAGGAGCAUCAAAAGGAUGCUGUGGAAUUGUCCCAGGAUCCUCUCAACAGAGGCAAGGCCACCCCAGUGCUGAAGAACCCAUCAGAGACUGAAGAGCUAUCACCAGGCAGAAGAAAAGAUGUGAAGAUUCCCCAGGAAGAUUCAAAUACAGAUGCUGCCACACCGUUCACCCAUGUUCUGGAAAGAAGAGAUUCAGCUGCACACACAGAUCUUCAGAGUCUCUCUAGUUCCAAUGGAGACAAGGUUCCCACUGGUCAAGGAGGGGCCUCCUGUGUGGACAAGACACAAGAUGGGCAGCUAGGCCUUGCUUCCCUACAACCUGUAGAGCCUGUUGACCAUCUUGCCGGCCAGGCUCAGUUUGUGUGCAGUGAAUGCAAGAAGAGCUUCCCUUACAGGUCUCAGUUCAUCAUCCACCAGAGGUCUCACACAGGAGAGAGACCCUUUGAGUGCAGAGUGUGCAAAAAGGGGUUUGUGCAAUCCUCAGACCUUCGGGUCCAUCAGCGCAUCCACAGGGGUGAAAAGCCUUAUGUGUGCACCAUCUGCAGAAGAGGUCACCUUAGGACCCACACAAAGGAGAAGCCAUAUGAGUGUGAGCACUGUGGGAAAUGCUUCAGCCACAGGGGCAACCUGAGUGUCCAUCGACAAACCCACAGCGACUCAAGACCUUAUAGUUGUAAGGACUGUGACAAGGCCUUCAGACAGCAGGGGCUUCUGAAAAAACACAUGAAAAUCCAUUCAAGAAGGGCAUCCUUGUGA
Molecule: messenger RNA, 1182 nt
Organism: Onychomys torridus (southern grasshopper mouse)
Lineage: Eukaryota; Metazoa; Chordata; Mammalia; Rodentia; Cricetidae
Product: zinc finger and SCAN domain-containing protein 5B-like
Biological process (GO): regulation of transcription by RNA polymerase II
Molecular function (GO): RNA polymerase II cis-regulatory region sequence-specific DNA binding; DNA-binding transcription factor activity, RNA polymerase II-specific
Source: RefSeq, a predicted model, not a curated record